ACACGGAUCGCGUAAUUGUUCGCGACAAACAGCGAACCUCGUACGAUGAAAAACGAAACGAAGAUUCGAUCGGUCGAUUACGGCCUGCCGACUGCCGUUUCAGCCGGCAUUCGAGUUACGAAAGUUCAGAUAAAAUGUGUCGUGGAAACCUUGUGUGACGGUAGUUCGUGCUCGCCUACUGUGACGCUGGUAAAUCGCGAUAUUACGUGGAACGUUGCAAGUCACAGAAAAUUGUUCUCGAUCGGUACGACAAGGUAGCAGAAAAUAGCGUUAAAUCUUGCUGCUCCGAACCGCUUCUAUCUCCAAGGGAAACUGUCUUUAGAAUCGAAGAAAAUGAUAAGGAAUUUUUCCAUUAGAUCGUUGGCUAGAUUACAAAUGCUAAAAAGACUUUGAAACAUUACCCAAAGAUCCAAUUGCACUCGACAAAUUAACAAUAGCUUAUCAUUUAAUGUUACAAUAUCAUUGUCAGUAAUAUAAUCAGAUAGUAAUUAGCAGAGGAAAGAAAUUUCAUCGAUAACAAUCGUUAUCGAACACAGCACCUUCCCGUCAUUUAUAAACGAUCGGAAUCGAAUACCUCUUGAUCUAGCAGUUUAUCGAUCGGCUGAUACAUGUAUCUAUCUAUUUAAAUGAUUAUUUCGAAUGAUUUGCUAAUUCGCUAUAGAGAUAAUAUUGUCCAAUAAAAUGACACGAAUGAUGUUAAUAAUGUUGUCGGUGAUCCUAAUCGCAAUCACGAAACAAGAAAUGUUGAAAUUCUACUUGAAAUGCUCCUUAAACGUCCUACUUGAAAACUUGACAUAAAUUGUUUCUACGAUCUCGACACGUUCCGAUACACUGUUUACAAAAGUAACUAAUUUCGAUUAGGUAUCGUUUAGAUAAACAAAAAUAAUCAAUCAUUCCUGUUGAUUCUGGACAAAUUAAAUGAUACAAAUGAUUUAAUUAGUCAUCCUAAUAAUAACAACGCGAUACGUAUUUGAUUUUUCCAAGUUUUCGUUUUAUUUAUCGAUCAAACGAAUUUAUCAAACUGCUCGAAUUGACAGUGUCGAUGAAGGAAAUGAUUGGAAAUUUAUUUUCGAGCAUGCACGCGUGUUUAUUGAAUAUUCCAAGUAAUUUGUCUACCGAAUGACAAAAUAUUACGUCCGUAUCGUGAUUUACGGAUCGACAUAUUUGUUUUCAUCGAUUGUAAUACGUUCACGGCGUGCACGGUUUAUUUCAACGGUUAAAACUCCACUUUUUUAUGGAUUUUUCCCGGCAAAUUUUUCCAUCCGCUGUUUCAAAGAGUCUACGAAUAAUUAUAAACACGUAGAAGGGAGCAAACGUAUAAUCAAACGAGCUUGCGAGCUCAACAACGUUUUGCCUUUAGUAUUUUUCUUCUUUUUAUCUGUGUGUGUGUGUUUUUUUAUCAUAUACGGGAUUAAAAAUGCAACACGCAAACGACGUAUCAUGCUUCAAUUAAGGCGAAUGCAUCCGAAACUCGUUGCAUCCCACAGGAAGGCGAGUUAUUUUAACAUUACAAGUAUUUCCUUGCGUGACGGUUUUUCCAAAAGAGUUUGUUAACAACCGUCCGUCCCGUUCCUCGCCUGACCGAUUCAAAAGUUGUUGCCUUUAACGAGCCAUGUUUCUGUCCCCUAAUGAAAUCGUGACUCGCUAGACAUGUACAAAAUAAAUAUAUAUAUAUUAUACCAGUCGCAAGGCGUUUGCCAACGCUCAAAAAGUUGGGAAACAUGGUUGCUAGUUUGCUCCAAGUUUUGAAAUUUGUUCACUCGUGCAACGUGGUCCAGCUGUAAUUAACCCUUUCGCUACACUCACUCGUCGCGUAUUAAAAGGAAAAAAAAAAAAGGGCAAAAUAGACCGGGACGGAAUAUAUAGAGUGUUUCAUUUAUUUCUACUAUUCUCAAUUCUUUUUGCAAAAUAUUUCGAAGAAGCAAAAUAUUUUUAGCUAUCGAGAUAAAAAAAUGUUAACGAACGUCAUCUGGUAAAAAAAAUAUGAAUAUCGUAAGAUGAAAGUUGUAUUCGUAAUAUCGUUGGAACGCAUUGCUUCGCAAUGUCGCCUGGUAUCCACGGGAAACUUCUUUCUGCAGAGUGUUUGGACCGUUCGAACCGAUUUCCAAUGUAAAUUUACAAGCUCGCAGCGACAGUUUGGCUCGGUCUGCGGAUACGAUUUCUAUCGAAUAUUAAUGCACGGACCGCGGGCUGCUUUUGACCCGCUCCUGAGACCCGAUUUUACGACCGAGAACUAGAAGAAAGAACAAAACACAGCUGUGGGCUGACCUGUGUCGCGUCCCACUUUUAAAGAAUAUCCCUUACGAUUCGGUACAUUUGCUAUUUUUUAAUAGAAUUCUUGGAUUUUCAUGGAAACAAAUGUUUACUCCAAAAAUUGUCCAAGGAAAAUAAAUUUUUGAAAUUGUUUACUGUAAUAAUCUUCGCCGAGACGAUUGCUCGCUAAUUUAAUUACUCGAUGGACGGAGAAACUUCCGCGAAAUUUGUUUAUUCUUCGUUAUAUUACCAAGUUCCGAACUUCUUGUCCCCGGAUACCUAAUUUCAUUAAUCACCGAGAUAGCAUUUCAACGAAACUUCCAACCGGUAAUUUUUUAACCAACAUUUCUGGUUUCAGAAUUCCUUUCAUCGUAAUGAACCAUAUUUUCUGUCGAUAUGUAUAGAUUGUUUCAUAUCGAAUGGCCAAUUGCACGUAAGGGUGUUAAUCAAAGAGUUAAUAGGGAGAAAUCAUAAGUUUCUUCGAGUUCUAAUUAACGAAGGGCAAGGCUUUCAACGCAUAUUCGACCAUUCGCGAUUAAGUAAUUGGUAACGAUAAGGAAUUAGCAUGGAAGUGGCAUUACGUUGCCCGAUCCAAAGUUAAUCUUUAAUUUAUGCUAACCGUUAUUACCUGGCAGGCUAGCCUUUAAUACCGCUCACACGAAACUCUGUUCGUAAAAUUGUUUCCCGGAUGAAAGGAUAAUGCCAACUACCAGACGGAAAGAUGAUAACGCGAUCGUGUUGCGAAAGAAUUCGCUGAAACAGUAACUAGGAAAAGAAAAAGAACGAAAAAAAAAGAAAGAAAAAAGAUUACUCGAAGAAAUAGACGAGAGAUAACAAGGAAUUUGUAAUAAAUUUCGUCAUUUCAUUUAUAAUGAUCUACCUAAUACUUCCUAACUCUCUUUUUUUAUUUUUCUGUCUCGUUCUUCCUCAUAUUGAUAUCGUUUCUCUCUUGCUUGUACUCUGUUCCUUUCAAUACGAGAAGCAGUUUUCACAAUCUCGAUGGAACUUCACCGACACUUGACCCAUUAAAGUGUAUUAAGUUUAUCAAGGAGCAAACAACUGGUGUUCUAAGCGAUAGGUAGAGAAAGGAUGCAAACAACAAAUUGCAUGUUUCAUGCAAAUCGCGAGGAUAAAGUUUUCUAUCAAUUUUUUCUUUUUUUGAGUAAACUGGAUUUGAUAAAAUCACGGAAACCACUAUCUCUGAACGCGGUCCAUGAUAUUUAUUAGGGACACAACUUUAGUUAAGCGAGGAAAGAUACUUCGUUUAACUCGGAAGCAAAAUGGAGGAAAAGUGAGGCUAAAGCAUAACGAGCGCUAAGUAUUAUAAUAUAAUUUUUGGUUUUACUUUUCCCACGUUUGUCAUAAAUUUUAAAUUUCCCGCAGCGGAGAACGCAGCCUUAAUGGAUUUAAAAAUGUAAUGAAACUUGACUGGAUUAAAAAAUCUUAGAUUUUCCAAGCCUGAAACUUAAUCACCGUAGCUAUCGAUCGAUCCGCCAUAAAAAGCUAUUGAAAGGUAGAAAGAUUUUCGCGAGUCAAUUCAUCGGGAAACGACAUUUUCGAAUCGCCCUGAAAAUUUCUACGAUAUCGAUGGGUUCCUGAAUCCUCGAAAUCUGAAGGACGGUCCAACGAGAGGAAUAUUUCCUCGACCAUUUCGGUCGAACGAUUCGGGGGAAUAAUUUCAAGGUAUAUCGACGAACGUCCGGUCAGGAACGAUCUUGUUUAUCCAUAUCGAGGGCGAAUUGAAAUUGAUAGAAAGGAAAGAAAGGAGUUGGGCAGGAGGCUAUCUUCGAGGAUUAGGUCCGUUCGACUCGGUCAGCUAGGAAAAGCGAAGGAAAAUAUUGGCGGCGAGGAAGCCCUGUAUACGUCAACAAAAGCGGCAGCAGACUGCCGAUCGACUUUCAAAGCUGUUUCCGUGUAAGCUUCACGAAGACCCCUUUGGGACGAAGAGUGCACUCGAACGUCGAUCUCUCUUUCGAUUUAUUCCAUCUACAAAUAUAUACUGGGUGUUCAAAAAUUUGCCUCCAUUGCAUAUUGCAUUUUCGCCCAAAUAUCAAGAUAAAGAGCACGCGUCUGAAUAUACUGCAGUAACUGAGAACCCUUAUUCUGAACCGCACGGUCCUUUUGUAGAAAAGACAAAAACUAGUUAGCGAGUAAUCAGAAUCAGGAAGUACUUUCCAUUAGAAAAAGCUAACAUGUUACCAGUCGGUGUAAGUUGAAGUACCGUUGACUGUCCGAUCGGACUUAAACAUUGCACAGUGACCAUUUGGAGAAGGUAAAUGUUGGAAAUUCUAAAUUUAAUAUAAACGAUCAACGUGGAAGAAAACGUGAGUAACGAAGAGACAAAGGAAAAUUUGGCCGAUAUAAUGAUUAAUCGACACGAGUAAAAGUGGCUGAAAGAGAAACAAGCCUGAUGGAAAGUAUAAUAUCAUCAAGUUUCGUUCUGAAAAAAGAAACACGUACACGGUUUGGUAUCUUGGAAUAACCAUAUAAUCUAUUUAAAUAAGAAAAAACCAUCAAAGAAGGAUAUAAUGCGAUGAAACGAAAGAAAAAAAUACACGGUGUAACGAAACAUUGCGUAUCAAAACGAUAACCACCACGUUAUGGAACUCGUUAAUGACGUCGCGUUGCACCGCAAUUUGCAUGCAAAUAUCUCGAUACGAGGCUGAGAAACUUCUUUCACUGUUCUACCUGAAUUAUUCCACGAGAAAUUUACAUCAAACUAAUUUCGUGUCUUUCGUACGACCGUCAGAUCCUCGUAAAUCAAUGAUUUCCAGGAGUACAUUCUUUAAACACAACCUAUUAUUAUCAUAAAUACUGUAAAAGUGAGCUGCUUUUUUAUUAACACACUCUGUAUAGACACACCUUUGUAUGCUUCUUGUGCUCAUUUUACAAAAGUAACACACGAGGGGAUUUGAACGCUAACUGGGUAAAAACUAUAAUGGCGAGUCGUGUUAGUUGAGUUUAAGUUAGAUUUGGCAGCGGUUCCAAUUCUAAUGGUAACAUUUAGCGCGUUUGUUUUCCCAAAACUUACUCCUCUUCGCGAAAGGUCAAAAGUCUUGGAUCAAUUAAAAAAAAAAAACUAGAUAUUAUUAAAAUUGAAUAACAUUUAAUCUCUAAAUAUAACUUUUAUUUACAAUUAAAAAUGUUUAUUUAAUUAAUUACCACCUACCCCUAAUUUAUGCCAGAAUCUCCUACAACUAUCCUAAGUUUCAAGCCUUGUCUCCCCUUUCCAUCAACGUUCAAAUUUCCUUACAAAAAGCAAAAAAUAUUCACCCUAUGAUACCGCGUUACACUACACCCCUAUUCCGGUCCCGGGUCUCCCGCGCCUCCACCUUUAGCAAUGACACAGAGGAUGCGUACCACCCCAUAGUUUUCUAUCUACGUUUGCUCGAAACUGUUUGAGGUGGCUCGAUCGAUUUUUUUGCUUGAGUCGUCGCAAAAUAUUCGGCGAUAUCAUUCGUCAUGAACGAGACCAUAUGCCCAUCGCAAUUCGAAUAAAAUAUUAGAUAUUCCCCGAACGCCAGCUCCUAUCUCCUCUAACGUCUCGCGACGCGAUUCAUCGAGGUCGUCGCGUUUACGAGAAGCGAUAAAAGAUGGCCUUCUUGCAGUACUUUGGGAUCUUUGUACUUUUAAUUGUUUAUCAAGUACAAGCUAAAGUACCAGAACUUAAGGUUUCUACGCAGGAUAUUAAAGUCCAUUUACAUAGUAAGGAGUCAUUUGAAUUGUACCUGACGCAAAACCUAACUGAAAAUGUAUUGGUAAAAAUAGAAGUACAGCAUCCAGAUUUGGUUGCUACUGAACCUGCUAAUUUUAGUGUUAAUGCAAGUGACAGUAAUUACAAAUGGAACAUAAUUAUAAAAGGUCUAGGUGCAGGACAUUCAGUUGUGGCUGUUAAUGUUACUCCUAGUAAUGUUACAGAUUUUUCAGAUGCAUUUGUCAGAGUCACAGUGGAAAGAUCUGACAUUAUAUACCAUGUUAGUACCGUGGUAGGAUGGGUAUAUUUUUUAGCAUGGAGUGUCAGUUUUUAUCCGCAAAUUUACAGUAAUUAUAAACGUAAAAGCGUCGUAGGAUUAAACUUCGAUUAUUUAUCAUUAAAUCUGAUCGGUUUUAUUAUGUACUCAUUAUUUAAUUGUGGCUUGUAUUGGAUACCCGAAGUGGAGCUUGAAUACUUUAGACGAUAUCCUAAGGGAUUAAAUCCUGUACAAGUGAAUGAUAUUUUCUUUUCCUUACAUGCAGUAUUUGCUACUGUGAUAACUAUUAUUCAAUGCUUUAUUUAUGAGAUAGGAAAUCAGAAAGUAUCUAUUACAGCACGUAUUAUUCACGUAAUAUUCGCCGUCUUUAUAUUAAUUUCUACGAUCCUAGCAAAAGUACAAACGAUUACGUGGCUUGACUUCUUGUAUUAUUGUAGUUACGUUAAAUUAUGUAUAACGUUAAUUAAAUACGUUCCACAAGCAUUUUAUAACUAUAAGAGAAAAUCUACCGUCGGUUGGAGCAUUGGCAAUAUAUUCUUAGAUUUUACUGGUGGUAUCUUAUCGAUGCUACAGAUGAUACUAAAUGCAUACAAUUAUGACGAUUGGGAAAGUAUCUUUGGCGAUCCAACGAAAUUUGGUCUUGGAUUCUUUUCAGUUGCAUUUGAUAUAUUUUUCAUUCUACAACAUUACGUUUUUUAUAGAGAUAGACAGAAUGCAAGAAGUAAUGAAAUACUUCAUAGGCAAGAAAAUUCAGAUGAUGAAGAAACAAGGACCUGUUGCGGUUUUAUAAAAUAAAAAUGGGUUUACAUUGAAAAAUAUUUUACAAAAUUUCGUUCCAAUGUGAAUGAAGCUACAGUAUUCUAUACUUAAAAUCAUUUCAGUGAAUAUUCGUUAUUUUAUUAAACUUCUUAUGUAAAAUUUACAUAAUGUUCAAAAUUUUAAAAUGCAUUAGAUGCAAAUAUUAUCUAUUCCACAUUUUAAGUGUCUAAAAGAAUCUCAGUCGGUUGUUAACUGCAGGUAAAUAAAAGGAAAGAAACAUGUGAAAAAUGAUAGACUAUAUUGUUAAUAAAGUAUUAAAUGAAAAUGAUAGCAGAUUUGAAGUGCACAACAGUGAAAAUGAUCAUUUCAUCAUAUGAAUUUAUGUUAAAGUGGUAAUAAAAAUUGUUUGCAUGGU
Osmia lignaria (orchard mason bee) is the source of this 7398-nucleotide messenger RNA. It is a transcript of the gene Ctns, whose product is annotated as lysosomal cystine transporter cystinosin. NCBI's taxonomy places the organism in Eukaryota, Metazoa, Arthropoda, Insecta, Hymenoptera, Megachilidae. Gene Ontology annotation, molecular function: L-cystine transmembrane transporter activity. Gene Ontology annotation, cellular component: lysosomal membrane. The record is from RefSeq and is a predicted model, not a curated record. Gene Ontology annotation, biological process: L-cystine transport.